This is a messenger RNA of Hymenoscyphus albidus, 1655 nucleotides long. The record is from the annotation of a GenBank genome assembly. NCBI's taxonomy places the organism in Eukaryota, Fungi, Ascomycota, Leotiomycetes, Helotiales, Helotiaceae.
GCGCAAAGUUCAGCGGGGCAGUAAGGCAGCUCACGAGUAGUGAGUUAGUAGGCAGAAAAGCUCGACGGAUUUCACUCGCAGACUCGGAGCUCGCCAGGCACGGAUCGGGUCAUGACCCCUGCAGAUUUCCGUUAAGCCCUCGCUGGCAUCAAAAAAGUUAUUGUACUCGUAGCUGCUUCCUACUAGAACACCAAAAAGAAGCCACAUCACCGUGUGCUGUUUCUACAACCACCAUACCAUGAGGAAAUCAUUUGUGAAGCUGACCCUCGUGGCCUGCUUCGUUGCUGUAGUCGCUGCAUGGAGCAAGGAAGGUAUGUUUUGCUCCAAUCAUCCCAAUUCCAAUUCCAAUCCAAUCCCAAUCAACACAUCAUUCCUAGCUGCCCAACUUCCCUCUCCCAAUUCUUCAUGCUGACAAUUCUUCUUCACAGAUCAGGAAAUCUUCCGUCUCCGCGACGAGGUCGAGCUUGCUGAGGGGCCCGGUGUUUCUUUCUACGACUUUCUCGGAACCACUCCUUCUGCCAACCAAGAGGAAAUCAACAAGGCCUAUCGCAAACGCUCCCGAGUCCUUCACCCCGACAAGGUCAAGCAACAGUUCGCUGCAGGCAAGACAACCGAAAAGGAUAACACAAAGCCCAAGUCCAAGUCCAAGAAGCCUGCGAAAGCAGAGAUCAAUGCCGCUGCCAAAGAAGCAAGUGAUCGUUUCGCACGUUUGGGUAUAGUGACCAACAUUCUUCGAGGUCCUGGUAGAGAACGCUACGAUCACUUCUUGAACAAUGGCUUUCCUAAAUGGAAGGGCACUGGUUACUACUAUGCGCGAUUCCGUCCUGGACUCGGCUCCGUGUUGCUUGGUCUGUUCGUCUUCGUCGGAGGUGGAGGUCAUUGGUUUGCCCUUUUUAUGAGCUGGAAAAGACAGCAGGAAUUUAUUGGAAGAUAUAUCAAGUUUGCUCGUCAUGCUGCCUGGGGUGACUCUCUGAACAUUCCAGGAUUGGACGGCACUUCUACCCCAAAUGCAACUGGCGACGACUCUGACGCUAUGGUACAACCAAUGAACAGAAGACAGAGAAGAAUGCAAGACAAGGACACCAAAAAGGACAAAUCCGAGAAGAAGAACAAGAGUAUCAAGAAACUCUCACCUGCCGCUACCCCUGCAGCUGGGUCCACUGGUCCAAGAAAGCGCGUGGUUGCCGAGAAUGGUAAAACUCUGGUUGUUGACUCUAUUGGAAACGUCUUCCUUGAACAAGCCGACGAAGAUGGAGAGACUCGUGAAUUUUUACUUGAUGUAAGUUGACCUUUUCAAAUUUAGAGUACAAUAACCAACUAAUAUCUCCCAGCCCGAGGAACUUGCCCGACCAACCAUCCGCGACACUGCCCUUGUCCGAGUUCCAAUCUGGGCCUUCAACAUCACAGCUGGCCGUUUCCUGGGCAAAUCUUCCUCUCCAGGGGAAUUCGAUGACGAGGUCGAUGAGGAGAACCCCUCCUCUAGCAGUUCAGGCGCUGAUGGCUUUGAAGUAUUGGAGAAAGUCAAGACCACGGCUCCAAAUGGAACCGGAAAGGUAGUUCGCAGAAAGAAGAGCGCUCGUGGACGUUAGGGAAAAGUUUGUUUACUUUUUUUUCCUUUCUUCUUUUUUCUCCUUUGGUGGUAUCUGGGUUGUAGG